Messenger RNA from Tribolium castaneum (red flour beetle), 1669 nucleotides. RefSeq names its product Adaptor Protein complex 2, mu subunit (gene AP-2mu). Gene Ontology annotation, molecular function: clathrin-cargo adaptor activity. Gene Ontology annotation, cellular component: AP-2 adaptor complex; cytoplasmic vesicle. Gene Ontology annotation, biological process: clathrin-dependent endocytosis; intracellular protein transport. NCBI's taxonomy places the organism in Eukaryota, Metazoa, Arthropoda, Insecta, Coleoptera, Tenebrionidae. The record is from RefSeq and is marked provisional.
AUGAUGGCCAAGUAAAAUAAAAACCGUUCGGCUUUAACUAAUAAUUCCGUUAAAUCACAAAAGUGUGUGCGUAAAAAGCCUCUAAUGACUUCACAAUUCGGUCAUUAGGCGAGAGCUGAGCCGGCAGAAUGAUCGGGGGGUUGUUCGUGUACAACCACAAGGGCGAAGUCCUCAUUUCCCGAGUUUACAGGGAUGAUAUCGGCAGAAAUGCGGUCGAUGCGUUUCGGGUUAAUGUUAUACAUGCCCGACAACAAGUCCGCUCUCCGGUCACAAACAUAGCACGAACGUCCUUUUUCCACAUUAAGAGGGCUAAUAUUUGGAUUGCCGCCGUAACAAAGCAAAAUGUCAACGCCGCCAUGGUUUUUGAGUUCUUGUUGAAGAUUAUCGAAGUCAUGCAGUCGUAUUUUGGGAAAAUCUCUGAAGAGAAUAUUAAAAAUAAUUUCGUUCUUAUUUAUGAAUUACUAGACGAAAUCCUGGACUUUGGUUACCCUCAAAACACCGAUACCGGCGUUUUGAAAACGUUCAUAACCCAACAAGGGAUCAAAUCGGCCACUAAGGAAGAACAAGCUCAGAUUACGUCACAGGUUACUGGUCAGAUUGGUUGGAGGCGUGAGGGUAUCAAGUAUCGUCGAAACGAGUUGUUUUUGGAUGUUUUGGAAUAUGUUAACCUACUUAUGUCGCCUCAAGGCCAGGUUCUUUCGGCCCACGUGGCCGGUAAAGUCGUGAUGAAGUCGUAUUUGUCGGGAAUGCCCGAAUGCAAGUUCGGGAUUAACGACAAGAUUGUGAUGGAAGCCAAAGGCAAAGGGGGCUUAGGGUCGACGUCUGAUUCCGAUCAGACCCGGUCUGGCAAACCAGUCGUUGUAAUUGACGAUUGCCAGUUCCACCAAUGCGUGAAAUUAAGUAAAUUCGAAACCGAACAUUCCAUUAGCUUUAUUCCACCUGACGGUGAAUUCGAAUUGAUGAGAUAUCGUACAACUAAAGACAUAUCGUUGCCAUUUCGGGUAAUUCCCCUCGUGCGUGAAGUCGGUCGCACCAAAAUGGAGGUCAAGGUGGUGCUGAAAAGCAACUUCAAGCCGUCGCUUCUUGGGCAAAAAAUCGAAGUUAAAAUUCCAACUCCGUUGAACACUUCGGGAGUUCAAUUGAUUUGUUUGAAAGGAAAGGCGAAAUACAAAGCAUCGGAAAAUGCGAUUGUUUGGAAGAUCAAACGUAUGGCUGGAAUGAAGGAGACGCAAUUAUCGGCCGAAAUCGAGCUUCUGGAGACCGACACGAAGAAGAAGUGGACAAGACCGCCGAUUUCUAUGAAUUUCGAAGUACCGUUCGCACCGUCCGGUUUUAAAGUACGAUACUUGAAGGUUUUCGAGCCGAAAUUGAAUUACUCGGAUCAUGAUGUUAUUAAAUGGGUGCGGUAUAUCGGAAGGAGCGGACUUUACGAAACUCGAUGCUAAAUUUUGAGGAACAACAUUUUAUUUCAAUUAUGUUUAUUUUGUGUUAUCUAAUUUAGUAGUUAGUUGCUUUUUUUAUCGAUGGUUUACAUCAUGUCGGAUCGAAUAUUAUUUCUUGCUCUCAAAUACUCAAGGCAAGCUUGAUGUUGGAAUAGAAGUGUUAUGCAAAAGUAUGCUCUCAAUAAUUUUAUGUGAAACAAUUUCACUGUGUUAUCUGUAGAUGAGGU